This is a messenger RNA of Merops nubicus (carmine bee-eater), 1311 nucleotides long. Its product is annotated as adenosine receptor A2a-like. Lineage: Eukaryota; Metazoa; Chordata; Aves; Coraciiformes; Meropidae. The transcript has 2 exons. Gene Ontology annotation, molecular function: G protein-coupled adenosine receptor activity. Gene Ontology annotation, cellular component: membrane. Bases 1 to 1311 code for a protein of 436 amino acids. The record is from RefSeq and is a predicted model, not a curated record. Gene Ontology annotation, biological process: adenylate cyclase-activating G protein-coupled receptor signaling pathway; G protein-coupled adenosine receptor signaling pathway.
AUGCUAGUACAUGGGAAGGAAGACUUAAUCUCAGACGUAGCGUACAUCGUCCUGGAACUGGUCAUUGCGGUGCUGGCCGUCCUGGGGAACAUCCUGGUCUGCUGGGCGGUCUACCUGAAUAGCAACUUGCAGAACGUCACCAAUUACUUCGUGGUGUCCCUGGCUGCCGCUGACAUUGCCGUGGGUGUGCUGGCAAUCCCCUUUGCCAUCACCAUCAGCACUGGCUUCUGUGCCUUCUUCUAUGGCUGCCUUUUCAUUGCCUGCUUCGUCCUGGUCUUGACUCAGAGUUCGAUCUUCAGCCUCCUGGCUAUUGCCAUUGACAGGAUCAUUGCGAUCCGCAUUCCCCUCAGGUACAAUGGCUUGGUGACUGGCUCUCGAGCUAAAGGUAUCAUUGCCAUCUGCUGGGUAUUAUCUUUCAUCAUCGGCUUGACACCAAUGCUAGGCUGGCACAAACGCUCGCAGAUCGAAGAGCUGGGUUCCAACAAGUCCUCUCCCAUCAACUGCAGCAACAGCAUGGUGGUUUGUCUCUUUGAGGGUGUGGUCACCAUGGAGUACAUGGUCUACUACAACUUCUUUGCCUGUGUGCUUUUGCCCCUCCUCCUCAUGUUUGGUAUCUACUUGAAAAUCUUCAUGGCAGCCCGACGCCAGCUCAAGCAGAUGGAGAACAAGAUGGUACACGGGGAACGUUCUCGCUCCACCUUGCAGAAGGAAGUCCAUGCAGCUAAGUCUUUAGCCAUUAUUGUUGGGUUGUUUGCAGUCUGCUGGCUUCCACUACAUAUUAUUAACUGCUUUACCCUUUUUUGCCCAAGUUGUGCACGUGCUCCUCUCUGGCUGAUGUAUCUAGCUAUUAUCCUGUCUCACACCAACUCAGUUGUAAAUCCUCUGAUUUACGCGUACCGAAUCAGGGAGUUCCGCUACACCUUCCGCAAGAUCAUCAGCCAGCACAUCCUGGGCCGCAAGGAGCCCUUCAAGGCAGGAGCAGCCAGCUCCAGGACUUCCACCCACGGCGGGGACGCAGAGAACGCCAGCAUACGGAUCAGCCAGUACGCACUGGAGGUGUACACCAACGGGGAGAUCCACAGGGAUCCUGAAAAGCAGGACCUAAACAAAUGCAAAGCUGCCUUGGAGUGGCAUAAGAACGGAAAUGCUCUGGACAUGGACACAAAUGGGCAUCUCCCACAUUCCUGCAAAAAUGGGAUCCUCUCAGAUGCAUGCAUGAGCAGGGAGCUUCACAGCGAAGAGCUACUUGAUGCCCAGAUGUCUUACUCAGACCUGGAGAGAGCAGCCUUUGCAGCAGCUGAUGUUUCCUGA